Messenger RNA from Marmota flaviventris (yellow-bellied marmot), 2351 nucleotides. It is a transcript of the gene Slc66a2, whose product is annotated as solute carrier family 66 member 2. The record is from RefSeq and is a predicted model, not a curated record. Gene Ontology annotation, cellular component: endosome; trans-Golgi network. Gene Ontology annotation, biological process: retrograde transport, endosome to Golgi; phospholipid translocation. Lineage: Eukaryota; Metazoa; Chordata; Mammalia; Rodentia; Sciuridae.
CCCCAGUGGUGACUUCCUCCCGCCGUACGCCCUCCCCACCCACAUGCACCCUCCUCUUACUCUACCCCAAGGCCGUGCGCUCUCCUCCCACCGCCAUGCACCCUCCUCCCAUUUCACCCCGCUUCCCGGCCUUGCGCCCUUCCCCGCUCCGGCCAGGCGCUCUCCGUCCUCCCAGCUGCCUGCUGGACAGAAGGCCCGGCGCGGGUCUCCAGCUCCCAGAGCCGCCCCGGUCCCGGGAGGGGGUCCUGCCCCGGCCGCCAGCCCUGAGGUGCCCUUGGUGCGAGCGUCAGCUUCGGCCUCCGGAGCGCCGCCCUCACUGGCCGCACAGGCCCUUCAGCUGGGCAGCGGGAAGUGGUGCGCCGGAGCCGAGCUUCUACCAGGAGUUCUUUACUCUCGUCCCCCAUUGCCAGACCCCGAUGGUGGAGGAUCGCGCAGGAGAGCGGCUGCAAUGUAGAGGGGAACGUCACUGUGCGGAUUCUGGAGCUGUGAGAGCGCUGGGGCUCGUGCCAGGUGGACUUCGGCCGGACGGCAGGGCUGCCGGGUGCCCGGGAUGGAGGCAGAAGGUUUGGAUUGGCUUCUGGUCCCGCUACAUCGGCUGGUUUCCUGGGGGGCCGCCGCAGCCAUGGUUUUUGGGGGCGUGGUGCCGUACAUCCCGCAGUACAGGGACAUCAGGAGGACUCAGAACGCCGACGGCUUUUCCACCCACGUGUGUCUGGUGCUACUGGUGGCCAAUAUUCUACGGAUACUCUUCUGGUUGGUGCUCGGCAGCCUCUGGAAAUGACUUCUUACUCAUCCACCAAAAACCGUCUCCUGCUCACUUGGUGAAACACAAGCCACUGUGUUACCUCAGCAACUUUCAUUUCACCAAGCAGCUGCUAUCUGUGAUGGACAGCAGUGUCUCAGCACUGCUCUGCAAGAGGGAAACGGUUCCAGCUGGAGACAGCAGGGAUGAAGAGCCCAAAGCCCCGCCCAGGCGGUCCUAUCUGGAUUUUGAUCCACACCACUUCUGGCAUUGGAGCAGCUUCGGGGACUAUGUGCAGUGUGUCCUGGCCUUCACUGGUGUGGCGGGCUAUGUCACCUACCUGUCCAUCGAUUCGGCCCUGUUUGUGGAGACGCUGGGCUUCCUUGCAGUGCUGACCGAGGCCAUGCUGGGCGUGCCACAGCUGUACCGCAACUACUGCCACCGCUCCACCGAGGGCAUGAGCCUCAAGAUGGUGCUCAUGUGGACAAGCGGGGACACCUUCAAGACAGCCUACUUCCUGCUCAAUGGUGCACCCCUGCAGUUCUCAGUCUGUGGCCUGCUGCAGGUGCUGGUGGACCUGGCCAUCCUGGGGCAGGCCUAUAUCUUUGCCUGCCACCCCCAGAAGCCAGCACCCCACACUGCACACCCUGCCAGUGCCAAGGCCCUCUGAGGCACCAGAGACAAGACUGUGUGAUCCUGGCUGUGGGCACUAGUCAUCCUGUGCUCCCACGUCAGGGCGGGUGGGCCCAAGGCCACACAAGGAGCAGGCUGGGUGUGGGUGGAGGUGAAGUCCUGGUGCCAGGUUCUCCACCAGCCUGCGUGCGGGGUGGGUGCCUGGGGGUGGCUGGGAACAGGCCAGUCUGGCACUCCCCGUGAGGACAGUGGGCACGGAUCUUGCACCCAGGGCUAGCUCUCAGGCAUGUUCAAGUUGACAGGAAACUGUGUCUCAUGCGCCUUCUCAGAUGCACUGGCCUGACCUGAGAGGCUCCGUCAGGAAGCAGGGCUGUGGGGCUCAGCAGCUGCCCUGGGCAAGCCUGGGGAGGGGGGCCCUGCAGACCCCGGGCAGAACCUGUGGCUGCCAGGACAGACAGCAGGCCAGUGUGAGGGUCCUGGCUGCUGGUGGCCCAUCCCCAUGCUGUCCCCACCUACCCGCUGCCACUCUUGCUGUGCCUGCCUGACGGGCCGCUGGCCUGACACCACCGCCAUGUUCCCCCUUUCCAUUCAACACCGGUGACGUGUGCUUGGCAGCCCUGUGCCCAUCUGGUCACUCCCAGCCCUGAGAGUUCUGGAUGCUUCUGUGGACUCCCACAGGCAAUGACUUCCUUCUGCAGGGCAGAGGGGCCGCCCCCAUGCAGGGGUCGCGGCAGGCUGUGGUCAGCACCAGGCUCGUGAUGGCAGGGGGCGCUAUGGUGGCCCAGGAAGCCACAGCACCAUCCCCACCUGGCUUUCCUCAGAUUCAGUGUCUGAGUGAGGCUCUUGCUUAGUUCUGUGGCUGCAAGAUGCUUUGAAAUGUUUAUUUUUUAAAAAUGAAGGUAGAUGUCUGUAGUGGUAAUUGCUUCCAAAUUAAAAUGUCACCGACCGCAGGUUCGGUGGCUGCUCAUUGAAUGUA